CCCACGCUCCCAAUUCCCUCUCAUCGAGCUCUCAAACACCGUCUCUCUGCCCAACCUAAACAAAGGGAGGAAGAAAAGGAAUAUGAAAAAAGAGGAAAAAAAGAACGAAAGGGUUUCCUAAUGUCUGCAAAUCCCGCUCAUAUCGACCUCAACUCCGACGUCGUUUCGUAUGACCUGGAAAACGAGGUUUCUGGGGCUAAGGGUUCUGGAGCUGAAACCCUAACCGAGUCUUCGAAGGGUCAGGGUCAGGGUCAGGAUCAGGGUAAGGUCGAGGGUUCUUCAAUGGGGCGAGUAGUGGAUGAAGUUGGGAACUUUACCGGAGCUAAUGAUUCUUUGGAGGGGGCGUGUGGGUCGGACAUUGGUGGUUUUGAUAGGAAUGUUGUGCUUGAUGCGAAGGAGGAGGAUGGUGGGAUUGAGGGUGCAGAGUGUUCGGUGGAAGACGGGGUCGUUGUUGGGGAAGCAGAAGAUGAUGGAGAGCCGGUUUUGGAGUCGAAAUGUGGUGUUGGGAAUGUUGGUGCCAUAUUUGGAGAUUCAGGGUCUAAUGAGAAGAAUGGUGGGGAGGAUGAGUCUGUGAAGGAAGUUUCGGAAGGUAAAGAUAUGGGUGCUACGGAUAGAGAUUCUUUGGUAACCUUCGGAGCAGCAGGGAAUGUAGGGAGAGAUGGAGGGGAUAAUCCAAAACUAAAUGGAAAAGAAGAGGAGGCAACGCAAGUAGCUGGAGGGCGGGAUCAAAAUGAGCAGCGGGUUCAUGCUGAAGAGAUUUCGGGUAUCGGCCAAUUACAAGAUGCUGAUGCCUCAGGUUGGAUUCAGCCUCAUUCGGAGUCUGUUAGCCAGUUACCGGCUGGCAUUCCAGGUGAUGGUGAUGAAAAUGUCAAAUCAGCUGUCUCAAAACUGGAAUUCCGUGUUUCUGAUCUAGUAUGGGGCAAAGUAAGGAGCCAUCCCUGGUGGCCUGGGCAGAUUUGUGAUCCUUCAGCUUCAUCAAAUAAGGCAAAGAAGUACUUUAGAAAAGACGGUUACCUGAUAGCGUAUUUUGGGGAUCAAACAUUUGCUUGGAAUGAUGCAUCACGGAUAAAGCCCUUUCGGGCACAUUUCUCGCAAAUGGAGAAGCAGAGCACUACGGAAGAUUUUCGCUAUGCUGUUGACUGUGCUUUGGAAGAGGUUUCAAGACGGGUAGAGUUUGGGCUGGCCUGUUCCUGCUUAUCAGAAGAAGUGUAUGCCAAACUCAAAACUCAGAUAAUAGUUAAUGCUGGAAUCAGGGAAGAAUCAAGUCGAAGAGAGGGUGGGGACAGUUGUUUAAAUGCAACUUCUUUAGAACCUAUGGAACUUCUUGAGUACGUUAAAGCAUUAGCUCAAUUGCCAUAUGGUGGAGCUGACAGACUAGAACUUGUAACUACACUGGCUGAAUUGUUGGCCUUCUAUCGCUGGAAGGGUUAUUCUCGACUGCCUGAGUUCAAUAUGCUUGGUGGUUUGUUGGAGAGUGAUGAGGAAAUUCAACUAAUUGGGGAGGCGAAGAAUCAUGGAGAAGUGAACAAUGGGUCUGUGUCCUCUGGAAAAGGAAAGUCAAAGAGUCGAGCUAGCUCUUCCCAUAAACGUAAGAACACCUUUGGAGAUGGUAUGAACCCCGGCAAAAAAAAGAAAAGCUUGCCAGAUUUGCCCACUGAGAAGGGCUUGCUUACUCCAAAUGGUGAAAAUGUAUCAGGAAGGAAAGCUGUUAGGAAGUCGAUUUCACAAUCUUCUGGUAAGAAACGCAAGGCAGCUGAUGCCAUGUCUGAUGACUCAGCUGGCAAACAUGGUAGAAGUCCUUUGUCAACAGGGGCUGCUGAUGAGACUAUACAGACAAGGAAAACUUUUAGCGUUGGAGAUAGCAUUCGUCGGGCUGCAAACCAAAUGAGUGGGUCAAGUCCAAUACUCAAGUAUGGUGAUGGAAUGUCUCAAGAAUCUGAGGUCACGAAUAAAAACAAACAAAAACCCAUCUUGGAGUUUUCUUCUCCUCAGGAUAUGCUGUCCCAGCUGUGCUUGACUGCCAUAGAUCCCAUGAAAGGAUACAGUUUUUUAUCUGUAGGCAGCUUUUUCUUGGAAUUCAGGAAUUCUGUUAGCAUGAAUGAUCCUAUAUUAAAGGGGUAUGAACCGUCUUUGAAACAAGCGUUUGGUGGUAGGACUGGAAAAAAAUCAACCAAGGCUGGAAGAAAAUCAACUAAGCCGGGAAUCACUGAAAUGUAUAUGCUGGAGCGUAUGAACGACUCUUACUGGACUGACAGGAUUGUUCAAAGCAUUCCUGACGAGCAGUUAUCACUAGAAAAUCAGAAUGAAACAAGUGAUAAGCGUUUUCCCACUGUCGAACCACAAGCAGCUCUUGAAGGGUGUCUCAAUCUGGAUCCUAAGCAGCAAAGUUCUGGUGAAAAUCUUGAAUCCGACGAAGCAGUGAAGCCAGUGGACCACUUGGAGGAGAGUUGUGAGCAAGAUCUCUCACCCACAGCUCUGAUUCUAAACUUUACAGACUUGAAUUCUGUUCCUUCAGAAGCAAAUCUCAUCAAGAUAUUUAGCCGCUUUGGGCCUUUGCAUGAAUCAGAGACUGAAGUGCUGAAGAAGAGUAGCCGUGCCAAGGUGGUUUUUGAGAGACGUUCUGAUGCAGAAGCGGCUUUUAGUAGUGCUGGGAAAUACAGCAUUUUUGGACCUUCUCUUGUCAGCUACCGCCUCAAGUAUUUGCCUUCUACACCCAGUAAAGCUUCUCCCGGUGCAACAAAGCCAGGCACAAAAGACACCCCCUGAGCAGAAGGCAAAUCAAUAUGAUGCUUUCAAUUUUCUCACUUCGAUGUUCAUUCAACGUUUGGUAAUUUGUGACGAAUCAACUAUUUACUCAGUGCUUGGUGCUUUGAGGCUAUCUAUGGUCGCCAUGAAUAGAUUAUGUUAGCGGCUUAACUCUAAUGCGAUUAGCAUGCAAAUAGGUAGGAUUGAGCAGUUGACUUUUUUAUUGUUGUGAAUAAAUGUAGGAAGCAGACUCAGUCAAUAUUUCUGACCAUCUUGUUUGUUUUUCAACUGGCCAAAUGAGUGCAAUUUUACUCUUUUUCUGUCUGAAAGUUUUGCUAGAGCAAGAGGUUGGGAACAUGUCAAAGGCUUUGGAAAUCAUGUGUCUUAUUGGUUGUUUGGAUGUUGUAAACUGCAUUUUAAGGUUUUAUACCAAUAUAGUCUUAAGUUCAUUA
Molecule: messenger RNA, 3197 nt
Organism: Corylus avellana
Lineage: Eukaryota; Viridiplantae; Streptophyta; Magnoliopsida; Fagales; Betulaceae
Product: PWWP domain-containing protein 5
Source: RefSeq, a predicted model, not a curated record